CGAUUGGGAAAGCCAAAUAUACCAUUAAAAGUGGCGUCGUUUUAUCUCUGAAAGGCUCCCUGCUCCGAUGUCGUUUUUCUCCUUUUAUGAAUCAACGAGCGCCAAACUAGUUGCAAAAAAGGAAAACCAAAAAUUAUAAAACCCACUCACUCUCUUCGGUCUCUCAUACUUUUUUCUCAAUUUCAAAAUUUGAAACCUCAACAUUGCUAUCAGCGUGAAUAUGGAGGCAAGUCCAAUCACGAUCGGAUCAUGUUCCAAAGAGCACCAAAAGAUCUACAAAGAUUGGUUCAAUAUCGCUGAUUCAGAUGGAGAUGGACGUGUUACUGGAAAUGAUGCUACAAAGUUCUUCGCCAUGGCUAAACUUUCUCGUCAAGAACUCAAGCAGAUCUGGGCGAUUGCAGAUUCUAAACGACAAGGAUUUCUAGGGUUGACAGAGUUCAUUGUUGCUAUGCAGCUGGUUUCUUUGGCACAAGCAGGACAUGAAAUAGCCUCUGAUGUUCUUAAAAAUUCAGUUUAUGCGGAGAAUAUUAAUCUUCCUUUAUUGGAAGGUUUGGAUGCCUUAAAAGCUAAAAAGGACUUGAAAACAAAUGGUGAGCCUGAAAUGAAUGGAUCUAGUCAGCCCCAAGUUUCAACAUCUGCUAAACGGUUUACUUCAAAAUCUGCAAGAAAGACACCUCCAAGUGCAGUUACCUCAAUUGUUGAUGGCUUGAAGAGAUUGUACAUUGAAAAGCUAAAGCCAUUGGAAGUUGCCUAUCGAUUUAAUGAUUUUGUGUCUCCUUUAUUGACAAACAGUGACUUUGAUGCUAAACCUAUUGUUAUGCUUUUGGGUCAAUAUUCGACUGGGAAAACUACAUUUAUAAAGCAUUUGUUACAAUGUGAUUACCCAGGGGCUCACAUAGGGCCAGAGCCUACAACUGAUCGAUUUGUGGUUGUAAUGUCUGGACCUGAUGAAAGGAGCAUACCAGGGAACACUAUUGCUGUUCAAGCAGAUCUUCCAUUUGGUGGCUUGACAACUUUUGGAGGAUCCUUUUUAUCAAAAUUUGAGUGUUCUCAAAUGCCACAUCCAUUGUUAGAUCAAAUAACAUUUGUGGACACUCCUGGAGUUCUAUCUGGAGAAAAACAGAGAACACAACGAAGUUAUGAUUUCACUGGUGUUAUAUCUUGGUUUGCAGCUAAAUGUGAUCUCAUCCUUCUUCUAUUUGACCCUCACAAGUUAGACAUAAGUGAUGAAUUUAAACGAGUAAUUUCAUCUUUACGUGGUAAUGAUGACAAGAUACGUGUUGUCCUAAAUAAAGCACACCAAGUUGAUACCCAACAACUAAUGAGAGUAUAUGGGGCUUUGAUGUGGUCACUUGGAAAAGUUUUGAAUACUCCAGAGGUUGUGCGUGUUUACAUUGGCUCUUUCAAUGAUAAGAUCCUUAAUGAAGCUGAUAUUGAUCAACUGGGGCAAGAUCUUUUUGAGAAAGAACAAGAUGAUCUUCUUAAGGACUUGAUAGACAUUCCAAGAAAGGCUUGUGAUCGUCGGAUCAAUGAAUUUGUGAAGCGUGCUAGAGCUGCAAAAAUUCAUGCUUAUAUAAUUAGCCAUCUCAAGAAAGAGAUGCCUAGUAUGAUGGGCAAAGCUAAAGCUCAACAACGGCUUAUUGAUAAUCUUGAAGAUGAAUUUGGAAAGGUCCAACGAGAAUUCCAUCUACCGGCAGGUGAUUUCCCAAGUGUUGAGCACUAUAGGGAGGUGUUGAAUAAUUACAGUAUUGAUAAAUUUGAAAAAUUGAAACCUAAGAUGAUACAAGCUGUAGACGAUAUGUUAGGAUAUGAAAUUCCAGAGCUCUUGAAGAAUUUUAGGAAUCCUUAUGAAUGAAGUCUACUAAUAGUGCGAUUUUCGUUACUUACGUGAACUAAGUGUUUUCUUUUUUCAUCUAUGCUCUAAGAGGCUUUUUUAAAGCUUAUUUGUUCAUGAGAUGGCGUGUCCUAUUUGUGCGGUUUACUAUAAAUCAUUUGCAAUUUUGAUGCACAAAAACCUAUAGAGAUGUACUUAGAGAAAAAGACCCGUUUUUUAUGGGAGAUUGGAGUUAGAUCAAGCGACAUUAUCUUGGUUUUCUUUAUCCAUCUUUUUCUCAUGAAUUUGUGUAUAUCAUUUUUGUUAUUUUUUCAAAUUAGAAGGGAAGUGGUCUUCAAAAAAUUAAUUGAUUUUAGUUAUAGAUUACGUCUUUUGGAAAUAGUCAAAUAGAGAUGAUAAAAGAGUAAUUCAAAA
This is a messenger RNA of Durio zibethinus, 2248 nucleotides long. RefSeq names its product EH domain-containing protein 2-like. Gene Ontology annotation, cellular component: plasma membrane; cytoplasm. Gene Ontology annotation, molecular function: protein binding; GTP binding; calcium ion binding. NCBI's taxonomy places the organism in Eukaryota, Viridiplantae, Streptophyta, Magnoliopsida, Malvales, Malvaceae. The record is from RefSeq and is a predicted model, not a curated record. Gene Ontology annotation, biological process: endosomal transport; endocytosis.